Molecule: messenger RNA, 2344 nt
Organism: Anopheles stephensi (Asian malaria mosquito)
Lineage: Eukaryota; Metazoa; Arthropoda; Insecta; Diptera; Culicidae
Product: coiled-coil domain-containing protein 186
Exons: 1
Coding region: 160-2139 (659 amino acids)
Biological process (GO): regulation of cilium assembly
Cellular component (GO): centrosome
Source: RefSeq, a predicted model, not a curated record
GUAUGGCGUUUCCAUCUAGUAGUCAUGUAUCGUCGUUUAUACCAACCAGCUCAGGACAGUUUUUUCCACCACACGGUUUGAGGAAGACACAUUUGGCAAGCUCUGCUACGAAGGCAUCUAAAUUCUCUCAUUGAACCAAUCGACCAAAACAGUGCGGAAAUGAGUGCGCAUCCCUCGACCACCUCGUUCGCACAGGAACAGGCUGCCGAUAUGCUGGCGUCCAUUAUCGCCCAGCUGCCAACCGUUCCGAGCGGUGAGCUGGAGGACGGUCAGCUGCCAACGGAUGAGAAGCGGCCGGCGAACCGGUCUGCAUCGGCUGCCGCCAUACAGCAGUCGAAACGGUUGGCAAAGUUGAAGCAGAAGCUGGAUCGACAGAACAACUUUAUGGUGGAGUUGAAGCGGAAGAUCCGCGAAAAGGAAGCGAUGAAACCGAAGGCGGAUUGUGACCGGGAAGAGUUGGCGUUUCUGAGGAAUCGGUUAAAGAAGGAGGCCGAACUGCAGCACAAGCUGCUUGCGGAUGUGAUUGCCGAGAUGCGGCAGGAAGGAAACCAGUGGCAAUCGAUAGGGCUCUGUCCGGACAGGCUGGAUGAGUACUGUGCUAAUCCGUGGACGUUAGGUGCUGUGGCGGUGGAUGAAGACCGACGCUUCUCGGUGGAUUCUACCCUGUCAGCACUCAGCUCGGAUGAACAGGUUGGAGAAAAGGGCACCUGUCCGGAUGCGGAAAUGGCGAAACGCUUCGAGAAAGAGCUGAUGAACCGUGACCGUGUGAUUGAGAUCCUGCAGAGUCGGCUCGAUCGACUGUCGGCCGAUGUGCACAAAGUGUGCCAAGACAAUGAUGCAAUCUUGGACCGGACUCCGAAACCCGUCGCACCAAUAACGCCACGCUUCUGCGAAACGGAUAUGAUGCAUCGGUUGGAGUUUUAUCGCACAAACACGGAAACGUUGGGACAAAACUUGGAAGAAAUGGAAAAGGCGUUACACUGCAUCCAGAAGGAGUUGGGCCCAAUGAGUGAGACGGAGUGUCCGCUGAAGGCGGCCUGCUCGAAGCCCUCGCCGUCGAUGUGCGAUAAGACUCCCUGUAAGCGAUCGGUUUCCUGUCAGCAAGCUUCCGGUGGUGCUGAUGACCGACCAACGGUUUGUGUGCUAGGGGAAAUAUCCUCAAAGCACGAAUCCGGCGAACCUUUGAUAUGUGCGAAGGAUGCCGAUGCUCAGAAGCAGUACGCAAUGUUGCUGACCGAGUACACCAAGAAAACGACCGAGUGUCGACAUCUGUGUGAGCGCCUUGCAAAGGUACAGGCCGGUCCGGGUGAACCUUCGCCGGAGGAUACUGAGCGGGACCUGCUGAAGAAGCGCUGCUCGGAGUUGCUGGACGAACAGGACGAGUUUCGGGUGCUGAUCCGCGAGCAGGCCAGUCAGCUGGAUGACUAUCGUGCCCGGUAUCUCGCUGCUCAGCAGGAGGUCGAAGAGCAGCGUCUUCAGAUGGGCAAGCUGCAGGUCACAAACCGACGUGUGGAGAAGCAGAUCAACUUUGAGAUUGAACAGAUCAAGCGCAAGUUCCAGGACAAACUACGCCAUCUCACACCCUAUCCACGGCUGCUGGAGGACGAGCAGGCCAACUCGGAAAAGUUGAAACGAUCCAACGAAACGCUGUUCGUCGAGCUGGAGCGAUCAUUAAAGCAGGUGAAGCUCCUGGAGGACCGUCUCCAGCAAGUGCACGUGGCGAAAGACGGUGAAGUGAAACAAGCUCUGCAGCAAGCACAACCCGAACUCGACCAGGCCCGGGAACGGUUGGAGGUGGUCUUGAAAGAAAAACGCCUAAUAGAAGAGGAAGCGCUCCGCUGGCAACGGGAGCUGGACGAGCUGCGGACCGAAAGUGCCAAGAUUAUUGAGCGUUCGAAUCAGCGCGUCGAGAAGGAGCGGGAAGCGGCGCAGAAGAAGUACAGCCAGCUGGAAAGUGAGUUGGCCCAGUGCCGGGCGGAAGCUUCCUUUACGAUCGGGAACCGCGAGCAGGCGUUGAGGGAGAUGCACACCCAGAUCAAGAUACUGUCGGCGAGCUUUGACGAUGCGCAGCUGCAGAUCCGUUCGCUGCGCAAUCAGCUGGCCUAUCUGCAGAACGAGAAGCUGGUCUGUUUGGCGUAGCUACUGUGGGAUGGUUGUAAUUUUCUCGCAUGUGGGCGUUUUUCGAUGAAGGGAUUUUGUCUAAAUUCUACAAGAGUUUCAAUAAAUUGUUGGUAGAGCGUUGUCAGGAGCCUUAGGCGACCUUGUCAGGAAGCAUAUCUUAAUCUAUAAAGAGCAUUGACUCCAUCCAUGAAGAACUCCAUCAAUUUUGGGCCUUUCGAAUUCC